AAUAGUCUAGCUCUCAAUAACGGCUGCAAACGUCCAAGCAUUUGGCGUCCUAAUUUCACAUGCAAGAAUGUCUGCGCACUGAUGCAUAUGUAUAUAACUUUAAUUGGAGAGUCUGAGACCCAGGAACUCUUCACAUGAUGCUCGCUGUUAAACCACAAACAUAAGUGCCUCCGUGUGUGAAUAUAUAUUUUUACUAAAUGCUUCUAUAUUAAUUAUUUUUCCUCCAUGCAAAUCGUCAUUCUGCCUUAUAAAUUUUUGAUCAACUUAAAACGUAUAUCUCUAAAAUUCGCGGUGUGUGUCAGUAAAGAGGUCAAUAUUUAAUCACUCUCCUUGUAACGAGACUGUAGAUAAUAUAAGCAAGUGCAAUUAUUUCCCCAAGCCUCUUAUAUUAAUUACUUGGGACCAGUCUCCUGCUGGGAAGUGUAAUGAUUUAAAAGGUGGAUUGAUCAAACAACGCAGCCACAACUUCUCAUAUUUAACAGGAAUUACUUCAACUAAUCUAGAUACUUUCAAGGUAAAUAUAUCACAUGUAAUCAGCGUGUUUGAUGAUACGCGAUUGUUUCGCUUCUGAAAAUCAUGUCUUAAAUUGAUGUUUUAUCUUUUUAGACGUUAUGGAGUUGAAAUGCAAUUGCACGGCCUUUCAAGGAUUCCUUUUCAUCCUUUUUUGUUUCUUCAUACAAGGAACGUUAUCGCUUCCUCGACCAAAUCUUACCGACACUGAUGAGUUUCGUCUCAUGAAAACAUUAUUUUUUGGCUACAACAUGUCUUCUGUACGACCCGUUAAAAAUAGCACAAAACCUGUUCAAGUGGAAUUUCAAAUGAAAUUGAGCAGACUUGUUAAAGUGAAUUCUAGGGAUAUGACACUUGUUACGGAUGUCUGGAUUACUCAGAAAUGGUCCAAUCCAUUCUUGACGUGGAAUCCAGAAAAAUAUGGUGGUAUUAAAACUUUGCACGCUCAACCUAAGGAUGUUUGGGUGCCAGAUACAGCAUUGGUGAAUAAUGCUGAGAGUGAUUUUGCUGGCUCCAGGACAAAAUACAAAACAAUGGUGGUAUUGAGAAGCAACGGGGAGAAUAUUUGGAUGUCUCCAGCAACAUUCAUAAGUUCUUGUCGUUUCGAUGUUUCAACCUUCCCCUUCGAUACUCAGCUUUGUGACAUGACUUUUGGUUCUUGGACAUUCACUAUGAAUAAAAUGAUUUUGCUACCAAUGGUUAAAAGUAAUCUUUUUUCAGAUUCCAGUUAUGAAAGCGGAGACUGGACAAUCCCAUCAAUAAAGCUGGAUCAACAUACCCAAAAUCUUGAAUAUGGUGAUGAAAAAUUUGCCAGAAUAACAUAUAGAUUGAAGCUGGAACGAAAACCGAUAUAUUUCAUAAUGUAUCUCAUUGUACCCAGUGUUCUCAUAUCUUUGUUGGUCCUGUUCAGUUUUAAAAUACCAGUGGACAGUGGUGAAAGAAUCGGGUUGUGUACGACAGCUUUGUUGUCUAUGAGCGUGUUUCUGCUUUUGAUUGGUGAACAUUUACCAGAGUCGUCAGAAAAUAUCCCCCUUCUUGCAAUAGCGUCUGUUUUGAUGAUGAUCGAAAUCACUCUGGGUUUUCUCGGUACCAUCAUUGUUCUCAAAUGUCACCAUAACACGUCUAAACCGCCCAAUUUCCUCAAAUGUCUGUGUUGUAUCAAGAGUAGCACAAAAGCAGAGCCCAUGGUCGAUCCUGCUGACCUGGAUCCUGAAGCAAAACAACCUACCGUAACAGCCUUACUUCAAGCACAGAUCAGCAUGAUAGAAAAGAAAGAAGAUAAAUAUCAACAGGAAUGGAAGAUAAUUUCUAAAACAAUGGAUAGAAUAUUUUUCUAUCUCUUCCUCGCCUUUCUCAUUGUUACUCUAGCUGGUGUUUAUCUGUUUGCGCCUCUUAUCGUAAAACUGGAACGUGACCUCUAACUGAAGUCAUCUUUAUUGCAAGUAAAACAUGAUUCGUCCAGUUUCAUCAGUGUCAAGACUCAUCUUUGCAUAUCGCAUGUAUAUGCAUGCAUUGCAUUUGCUUUGUCUUCGACUGGUGUUAUAUCACUAGCCUUUAUUUAUUUUAUGUUCAUGUACUCAGAUUGAAAGUUAAACUUGGUAGCUUGGUAGCUAUAUGUAAACGUAUAGGCACGUUGUUGCAUGCUCUCUGUGCAUGAUAUACACGCAACUUGACACUCGAACUCUAGAAGUAAUGUUAUGCUACAAAGUACAUCAAAAAUCUGAAAAAUUUUAGUCACUUGUGCAUAUAUAACGCUUCUGAACUAGGACUAAACAUAUAUAUAGUCUAGAGAUUAUUGGGGGCAAAAAAGACAAA
Dendronephthya gigantea is the source of this 2325-nucleotide messenger RNA. Its product is annotated as neuronal acetylcholine receptor subunit beta-3-like. Gene Ontology annotation, cellular component: synapse; postsynaptic membrane; neuron projection. The record is from RefSeq and is a predicted model, not a curated record. The transcript has 6 exons. Gene Ontology annotation, biological process: chemical synaptic transmission; monoatomic ion transmembrane transport; nervous system process. The coding region runs from base 612 to 1931 and encodes 439 amino acids. Gene Ontology annotation, molecular function: acetylcholine-gated monoatomic cation-selective channel activity; transmembrane signaling receptor activity. NCBI's taxonomy places the organism in Eukaryota, Metazoa, Cnidaria, Anthozoa, Malacalcyonacea, Nephtheidae.